This is a messenger RNA of Panicum virgatum (switchgrass), 1714 nucleotides long. RefSeq names its product putative pentatricopeptide repeat-containing protein At3g08820. The transcript has a single exon. The record is from RefSeq and is a predicted model, not a curated record. Lineage: Eukaryota; Viridiplantae; Streptophyta; Magnoliopsida; Poales; Poaceae. Gene Ontology annotation, molecular function: RNA binding; protein binding; zinc ion binding. The coding region runs from base 2 to 1546 and encodes 514 amino acids. Gene Ontology annotation, biological process: RNA modification.
AAUGCUCCAGCCCAGCACCGUUUCUUGGACCGCGCUCAUCACCGCCUACAUGGACGCUGGGCGCUUCCAGGAAGCCGUCGGCGUUGCGAGGAAUGAGUUCGCGAGUGGCAUGCGUCCAGACGGCUUCACGGCCGUGCGGGUACUUACUGCAUGUGCUCGUGUCACCGAUUUGGUGACCGGUGAGGCGGUGUGGAGGUUGGCAGAGCAGGAGGGGAUCGCUGGGAGCGUGUUCGUGGCCACUGCGGCGUUGGACUUGUAUGUCAAGUGCGGCGAGAUGGAGAAAGCUAGAGAGGUGUUUGACAGGAUGCAGGACAAGGAUGUGGUGGCUUGGAGUGCUAUGGUUGGGGGUUACGCCUCCAACGGAUUACCACGAGAGGCUCUGGAACUAUUCUUUGCAAUGCAGGCAGAGGGAAUGCGGCCGGAUUGCUACACGGUAGUUGGGGCACUAUCAGCGUGCACAAGGUUGGGUGCAUUGGAUUUGGGUCGGAGGGCAGUCGGGAUGUUGCGCUGGGAUGAGUUUCUUGACAAUCCAGUCCUGGGUACCGCACUGAUCGAUAUGUAUGCCAAGUGUGGGAGCACGGGUGAGGCAUGGACAGUGUUCCAGCAGAUGAGGAAGAGAGACAUCGUUGUCUGGAAUGCGAUGAUCUUGGGGCUUGGUAUGACUGGCCAAGAGAAGAUUGCAUUUGCGCUUGCUGGUCAGAUGGAGAAGUCAGGUAUGACACUGAAUGAUAAUACCUUUCUUGGAUUGCUCUGCAGCUGUACACAUACUGGCCUUGUAAAAGAUGGUCGGUGGUAUUUUCGUAACAUGACUCAGUUAUACCAUAUAAGCCCUAGGAUUGAGCACUAUGGUUGUAUGGUUGACCUGCUCAGUCGUGCGGGGUUGCUGGAGGAGGCGCGCCAGAUGAUUGAAGACAUGCCAAUCCAGGCCAAUGCUGUUAUAUGGGGUGCGCUCCUUGGUGGUUGCAAGAUCCACCGGGAUGCUGACCUUGCUGAACAUGUGCUGAAGCAGCUCAUCAGGCUGGAGCCAUGGAAUUCUGGAAAUUACGUCAUGCUCUCUAACAUAUACUCUAACAGUGGAAGAUGGGAAGAUGCAGCAAAGCUCAGGUUGGAAAUGAAGGAGAAGGGGGUUGAGAAGGUCCCUGCAUCUAGCUGGGUUGAAUUUGAUGGUAAGGUCCAUGAAUUCCGUGUUGGAGACAAGUCGCAUCCCCUCUCAGAUCAAAUUUACAUGAAGCUUGAGGAAUUGGGCAUGGAAAUGAAGGCUAUGGGUUAUAAACCUACUACUGAGGUGGUGAUGUUUGACAUUGAAGACGAAGAGAAGGAGCAUACGCUAGUGCAUCACAGCGAAAAGAUAGCCAUUGCAUUUAGCCUUCUUACUACUAAGCCAGGCGAGACCAUAAGAGUCACCAAAAACCUCCGGGUUUGCAGUGACUGUCACACUGCCAUCAAACUCAUCUCGAGGAUAACCAAUCGUGAAAUUAUUGUUCGAGAUAAUAAUCGAUUUCAUUGCUUCAGAGAUGGUCAUUGCUCUUGUAAUGACUACUGGUAGUAUACAGACAACUUCCUGAUGCAGUUUUGAGCAGCAGGGAAAGUUGAAAGCAUCAUUGUCAUUUUGAUGUAAAACUGUAGUCAGGCUAGAGUUGUAAUUGGAGCAUAGGAGAGGUAGACUAUAAGGCAGGCUAACACUGCAAUGUUAUAUUUUUUUUCCUCCCCGUUC